This is a messenger RNA of Dermatophagoides pteronyssinus (European house dust mite), 1821 nucleotides long. RefSeq lists its product as uncharacterized. The record is from RefSeq and is a predicted model, not a curated record. Lineage: Eukaryota; Metazoa; Arthropoda; Arachnida; Sarcoptiformes; Pyroglyphidae. Gene Ontology annotation, molecular function: DNA-binding transcription factor activity, RNA polymerase II-specific; DNA binding. Gene Ontology annotation, biological process: regulation of DNA-templated transcription.
UUUUCGUUUGUUUUGAGUGAAUUUUGUUGUUCUGUUAUUUUUUUUGAGUUUUUUCCUGAAAACAUUUCUUUUGUUAAGAUGCUUGAAUUGCAUCCAAAAUCAUCAUCCGCAUCUACAUCAUCAUCGUCAUUGUCAUUAUCAUCACCACCACAUUCAUUAUCAUCAUCACCAUCACCAUCGUCAUUAUUACGUUCAUCAUCAUCAUCAUCAAAUUCUUCUAGUCCAAUUAGUCAAUCAUAUCCGACAAUAACAACUGAUAAUUUUAUUAAUCGAUUACAACAACAACAACAACAAUCGCAGUUACCGUUAUCCUCACAGUUGCCGCAUCAACAACAAUUUAAUUCAGCAACAUUAUUUUCAAUGAAACAUUUAAAUACUGCAGCAGCAGCAGCAGCGGUAGCUGCCGCUACUGCUUCUGUUGUUAAUGGCCAACAAACAAAACAUUCCGCAUCGCAACAACAACAACAGCCUCAAUUUCUCAAUACGACAAUUUCAAAUAUAAAUUAUCAUCCAAAUUCGCAUCAACAUCAACAUUCAUUGAAUAAUUUUCUUAAUUCACAAGCAUCGACAGCAGCAACAACAACAAUGUCUGAUUUAUCAAAAUUAACAUUAACAACAACAAAUCAAUUGAUUGAUACCGGUAGUGGUAUUAGUGGGAGUGGUAUUUAUCAUCCACACCCACAGAAUCCACUAAUAAAUUCUCAUCAUUCAUCAUUAUCCGAUGAUCAAUCGGUAAUUAAUCUGACAACAACAACAGCAACAACAACUUUAUCAACAACGACAACAUCAUCAUCUUCUGUAUCAUCAUCAUCAUCGUCAUCAUCAUCAACAUCGGGAACAUCACAUUUUAUUAAUGAUAUUCUUAAUAGGCCAGCUAAUUUAAUUGCAAAUAAUUUAACAACAACGGCAACAACUGCCGCAACAACAACAAUCACCGCUGCAACAGCAGCAAUAUCAUCAACAAAUUUACCUGGAACAACAACUUUGUCCAAUUCAUUAAAUCAUCAUCAAAAAUUUUCAUCAUUAUCAGUAGCUAAUAAUGCUGUUUGUUUUAAUGCAGCAGCAGCAGCGGCUGCGGCAGCUGCCGCUGCAGCCGCUGCUGCAAAUGGUUUUGGAAGCGGUGUUGUUAGCGGUGGUAAAAUUAAUGAUACAUUAUCUCAACAUCAUCAUCAUGGUGGUGGUGGUGGUGGUCGUCAUAUUUAUUGGCCAACAGCAGCAACAGCAAUGGUACAGAAUACAAAUCUAUGGCGGGAACGUUUUGCUAAUGCAGUAUCACAAUCAUGUCAUCAUGAUAAAGAUGGUAAAAAGAAACAUACAAGGCCAACAUUUUCUGGUCAUCAGAUUUAUGUUUUGGAAAAAACAUUUGAACAAACCAAAUAUUUAGCCGGCCCGGAACGUGCUAAAUUAGCCUAUGCAUUAGGAAUGUCGGAAAGUCAGGUUAAGGUUUGGUUUCAAAAUCGUCGAACAAAAUGGAGAAAAAGACAUGCAGCGGAAUUAGCAACAGCAAAGAAAAAAAAUGCAGCCAAUAUUGCAGCACAGAAUGGACGUCAUAAUAAUCAACAUCAUAAUCAUCAUCAACAACAAGAAUUAUCAUCAUCAACACAAGAUGAUGACGAUGAUGAUGAUGAAGAGAAUUAUUCAUCUGAUAACAAUGAUGACGAUGAUGAUGAAAUUAUUGAAACAAAUAAUAAAAUGCUCAAAACAACAACAACAUCGAAUGGUAAACGACAAAGUUUUUUUGUUCCCGGUUGAAAAUCGAUUGUGAAGAAACAAUCGAUAGUUUUUUCAUCGAUAGCAUCCAAAUAAUUCGUGUGCAAUAAA